CUCUCGUGAGUUUCUUAUAGUAUUAUAUUAAGCCGCAUUUAUGUGAACUCUGUGAAAACAUAAUAUUAUUAUAAGAUUCAUUUCUUCUUAACAAUGGAGGCUGAACUAUGAGUGAGUAAUGAGUAGGGGUACUUCUUUAUUUUUCCAUUCCUCUUCUUGCAAGCAUUGGAUCAGAUUCCAAAAAGAAAACAGUGAGAAGAAAGUUUUAAUGGAGAAAGAGAUAUGUAGAAGACAUCUUUCAAGAGAAGGGAUGGGAUGUGUCUGGAUGUUUAUGAACAACAUGUUUGAUUUCAGACAUGGUGGAUCUAUCCAGAAGCUUUUGAUGGAUAAGAAACGUGGCAGCAAACGCAUCAUAGGUGUUGAGACUAAGGUGGAGAAGCAGCUUACCUGUGACUGUGACUUUGAGGAGAGUGAAGCUGGAGUGCAGAGUGUCAAGAACCUCACUGAAGAAGAGACUAUUGAAUGCAGAAGAGGAAAGACAAAGGAGAGAAAUGGGAAGAAGAGAAGUAGAACAUGCAGCAAAGGAAGUGAGGAUGUUGAUGAUCAUGCAGAUAAGAAAUCAGAUGAUCAGUGUCCUAGAAUUUCUCAGAGCGAUGAUGAUUCAGAAGAGAAGUUCAGUGAGUUGAUAAAGCGGUUGAUAGCUCAGACUCAGAAGGACACUGAGGUGGAUGCAUCUCAGUUCUUGGAGUCUAAAGAAGGAUCAUUCCGGGAGAUUGGUACUUCUCCAGCUUCAGGAGAUUCUCAGAGAAUCAAAGAGAGAAGCUCCCAAUGCACACAAACAAUUGUAAUCUUGAAGCCAGAGCCAAUUGGCUUGGAUCUUGGUUCAUCACCUGGAACACAAGCUACAUGCAACAAGUCCAAAAGGGGGAGUUCCUUCAUUCUCAGUAGGAUCAUCAGAAGAAGAAGACUAAAAUCUUCUGCUAAGAAGAAUCCAUGCAAUGAUCCUGAUGUAUUGUCAUCUGACAUCAUGAGUCAAAACUCUUGUCUGGGAGAGGAGUUAGAGACUAGCUCCAGGCGGCAUGUUUCAGCUGAAGAGACUACUACUAUCAAUGGCAGUGAAGAUUCCAAGAAGAAUGUGUGUGGCAUAUACAUUGCAGCCAGGAAACAUCUAUCUGAAAUGCUUGCACAAGGAGAUGCAGAUGUUAACUCACCUGAUAAAGAAGUACCAAGAAUCCUUGGGAAGAUUCUUGCUCUCCCUGAGUUCUCCACACCAGAGACCAGUCCAAGAGUGACACUGGCUCAUGAGAUAACCAAGGAACCAAAUAUUCAACAAUGCAGCUCAGAAGAUUCAACCAAACAUGGAGAAACAGCUUCUACUAGUUCCGGAGACACUGAGGAUGAAAAGAAGACUGUCUUGGAUUCUUUGUCUGAAGCAGUUAGCUCUUCCAUUGUACACCAAGAUGCAUAUGCUGAUGAAGAGAAGCUUGAAACUCAUGAGCAGACACAACCACUGGAGAAGGUUGUGUCUGAGUGCCAAGACAAUGCAACUGAUGUGCCAGGGAAGUCAAGUCCUGUGUCUGUUCUUGAGCCUUUCUUUACAGAUGAUGACACAAGUCCAAACACCUCCAGGCUCUCUUCAGUCGAAAGGCGGUUGCAGCCACGCUGCAUACGCUUCAACGAGCCUGAUUCUCCAAGAUCAGAGAAAGACAGUGAAGUCAAAACUAGAAUGGAUGACAAAGACUUGGCACUUGCAUACAUUCAAGCAGUGGUCAAAUCCUCAGAGUUGAACUGGGAAGAGCUUUUGGUGAGAUCCUUUUAUUUGGAGCAGGUUCUUGAGGAGGCGCUAGUGGAUGACAUUGAGUUCUAUCCUACAAACUUCUGCAGCAACAAGAUACUCCUCUUUGACUGUAUCAACGAAGUUCUCAUGGAGUUCAGUGGGCACGGCCCUUGGAUCUCAUUCGCCAAACCUGAAGUCAGGUUUGGCCCAGACAUGGAGAAUGUUGUUGAAGUGGUGCAAGAAGAGGUUUACUGGCAUCUCUUGCCUCUGUCUUCUCCGCACACGUUGGACCAGAUAGUCAAGAAAGACCUGGCUAGGACUGGGAACUGGAUGGACCUCAGGUUUGAUAUCGGCUGCAUCGGUUCUCAAACAGGUGAGAUAAUCCUUGAUGAACUAUUAGAAGAGAUCAUCAGCAGCAGCUGCACAGACUUGUUCCAGUCAACAGUCACUACCAGAAAGUAGACCUGUGCUUACUAGAAAGACACUCAUGAUGGUCAAGAGGCUCCCUUGUUUACUCUGUAUAGUUUCACUUCCACUUCCACGAGCUUCCCUACUUGUGUAGAUACACAACCACAGCUUUUAGUACUGCAACAAACGUUUCUUCUGUUUUUGUUCUUUUUUCCAUUUCGUCUUCUGUAGAGUUUUGAGUUCUGUUGUGAAUGUUAGCUGUAUGUUUGCUAUAUGAGGAUGAAUAAGACGAGGCUUGAACUUAAA
Molecule: messenger RNA, 2431 nt
Organism: Brassica oleracea var. oleracea
Lineage: Eukaryota; Viridiplantae; Streptophyta; Magnoliopsida; Brassicales; Brassicaceae
Exons: 6
Coding region: 119-2179 (686 amino acids)
Source: RefSeq, a predicted model, not a curated record